AUGGUUUAUGUAAUAUCAGGAAUAGCUCAGAAGAAAAAGCUCAUAGAACUGAGUUACGCUUUACCCUGCGUAACUAUAUGCUGGUUAGGAAAUACAAAAAUUGUUCCCGUGAUUGCAAAUGAAAAAUCAAUCGACUUGUUGAUCAAUAAUAUAAGGCAAUUUGAAACAGAGCAGAAGAACCGUCCCAUUGAUUUGGAAGUCGACAAAAUAAUAAAAGAAGAAGACGACUAUUUGAACAAAACAAUAAGAGUAUUGUAUAUCUUCUACAUCGUACUUCUUGCAUCAUUUCCUUUCAUCCCAUUGGUGUUAAUGCUUUUAAAAUACUUGGAAACCAACGAGGUGGAAUUGAUUUUACCGUUUUUGGUCGUGUAUCCUUUCGAUGCGUUCGAUAUAAAAUAUUAUCCAUAUGUAUAUUUACGACAAAUUUGGUCAGGUUAG
This is a messenger RNA of Arctia plantaginis, 438 nucleotides long. Lineage: Eukaryota; Metazoa; Arthropoda; Insecta; Lepidoptera; Erebidae. The record is from the annotation of a GenBank genome assembly.